GGGUUGUAAAAGAUGGCGGAUUGGCAGCGACGGCAUAAAUGGUGCAGGUCCACUCCGCCUGGGGGUGACUGUAAUAAUGAAGCUAGAAGCGCGACGGAAGAAUCUUCCUUUAUGACAUCCAUGGAGUGGGACACGCAGGUGGUGAAGGGAUCCUCCCCUCUCGGCCCUGCAAGGCUGGAGGCGGAGGAGCCAGCCCCUCUCCCGCAGCUGCCCGGGUGGCUGGAGCCCGAGAGGUGCGCUGUGUUCCAGUGCGCGCAGUGCCACGCCGUGUUUGCCGACUCCGUGCACCUCGCCUGGGACCUGUCGCAGUCUCUUGGGGCCGUGGUCUUCUCCAGAGUCACAAAUAACGUCCUUUUGAAAGAGCCCUUCCUGGUUGGCAUUGAAGGUUCACUUAAAGGCAGCACUUACAACCUUUUAUUCUGUGGUCCCUGUGGCAUUCCCAUUGGUUUCCAUCUAUAUUCUACUCAUGCUGCCCUGGCUGCCUUGAGAGGUCACUUCUGCCUUUGCAGUGAGAAAAUGGUGUGCUAUCUCUUAAAAACAAAAGCCAUAGUAAAUGCAUCUGAGGUGGAUAUUCACAAUGUACCUCUACCAGAAAAGAUUGCAGAGCUGAAAGAAAAGAUAAUGUUAACGCAUACUCGCUUAAAUUCGCUGAUGAAGAUUCUGGAGGAAGUGACUCUUAAUCAGUCUAAGCCAGAAAACUGAUCCAGAACCAAGGCUCAAGUAUCAGCUUCAGGCUUCAUUGCUGUCUUCAAUAACAGGUGCUGUCUUCAAUAACUUCUUGAAAACGAUUGGCUUAAAGAAUGAGCAGGGGUGUAGUUAAUUAUGUUUACUGCUAGACUGAUUUUUUUCCAACUGGUUUGUGAAGCUGUUUUUAGAUUAGAAAUGAAGGAGUUUUCUGUCCAGGUUUCAUAGCUAUUUGCCUUAAGAACUUAAUUUA
Messenger RNA from Otolemur garnettii (small-eared galago), 937 nucleotides. It is a transcript of the gene OIP5, whose product is annotated as Opa interacting protein 5. Gene Ontology annotation, cellular component: chromatin; nucleus; chromosome, centromeric region. The transcript is spliced from 5 exons. NCBI's taxonomy places the organism in Eukaryota, Metazoa, Chordata, Mammalia, Primates, Galagidae. The coding region runs from base 13 to 702 and encodes 229 amino acids. The record is from RefSeq and is a predicted model, not a curated record. Gene Ontology annotation, biological process: CENP-A containing chromatin assembly; chromosome segregation.